AUGGCAACAUACAAAUUCCACGAUGUUGUCAAAACAGUCACCAGAAUCGAUCGACGACAUGGUAAACGCCAAGUUCCCAUGAAAGUCCUAGCGCUCGGUCUCUGCCGGACGGGAACUGAUUCAUUGAGGCAGGCUUUAAGGGCAUUGGGUUACAAUGACACAUAUCAUGGCUAUAUGGCAGCCCUGGAGAACCCUCGUGAUUGCGAGCUGUGGUAUGAAGCACUUCGAGCGAAAUACGAUGGCAUUGGAAACCCUUUUGGUCGGGAGGACUUUGACCAGCUGUUGGGCAACUGCCAAGCUGUGUGUGACUUUCCGGCUGCUGCUUUCUCACGAGAGCUGAUAGAAGCAUACCCCGAAGCCAAGGUUAUACUCACGGAUAGGGACAUCGAUGAAUGGCACAGCUCUGUACAAAGGACCUUCGAACCACUUCUCUUCCAUCCCCUAUUCGCAAUAAUGCAGUUCCUGGAAAAUGUGUUUGUCAUGCACACGCGCUGGUUGCGACCCACAUGGACAAAAAUAUGGACGCACUAUUUCCAGGGCAACUUCGAGGCAAACGGACGCAAGGCUUUCGAGGCCCACUAUGCCGCCGUGAAGGAAAUGGUACCCGCCGAGAACUUGCUGGUAUACAAGGUUAGCGAGGGUUGGGAACCACUAUGCAAAUUUCUUGGACAAUCUGUUCCACCGCAACCGUAUCCCACAGGGAAUCAUGUAUCGGUAUUCCAGCAGCGUUUUCGAGAUGCGAUAUUCUAUAACGGGAAGGAGAUGAUUGAAAAGCUAGGGAAGAUUAUUUCGAUCUAUUUGUGUUUCAAGUGGCUGUUGAAAGCCAUGAAACGGUCGUUGGUUGGUUCGGUUGGCCUACGGAUGAUAACCAAGUUUCUUCUGUCCCGACAGAAACCGGUCCAGUAA
Messenger RNA from Aspergillus puulaauensis, 906 nucleotides. RefSeq names its product sulfotransferase family protein. The record is from RefSeq and is a predicted model, not a curated record. Bases 1 to 906 code for a protein of 301 amino acids. Lineage: Eukaryota; Fungi; Ascomycota; Eurotiomycetes; Eurotiales; Aspergillaceae. The transcript has 3 exons.